Molecule: messenger RNA, 2223 nt
Organism: Lacerta agilis (Sand lizard)
Lineage: Eukaryota; Metazoa; Chordata; Lepidosauria; Squamata; Lacertidae
Gene: CDK2
Product: cyclin dependent kinase 2
Exons: 7
Coding region: 95-994 (299 amino acids)
Biological process (GO): regulation of gene expression; G1/S transition of mitotic cell cycle; signal transduction
Cellular component (GO): cyclin-dependent protein kinase holoenzyme complex; nucleus; cytoplasm
Molecular function (GO): cyclin-dependent protein serine/threonine kinase activity; ATP binding; cyclin binding
Source: RefSeq, a predicted model, not a curated record
GCUAACUACUUGCCCCUUCCUUCCUUCCUGCCCCGAUCUCUCUGCGGUCUACGGAGAGGCAAGCUGGGAUCCACCCCAGCCAAACCCUCCUCCCAUGGAGAACUUCCAGAAGGUGGAGAAGAUCGGCGAGGGCACCUACGGCGUGGUCUACAAAGCGAAGAACAAAGUCACCGGGGAGGUGGUGGCGCUUAAGAAAAUCCGCCUGGACACGGAGACUGAAGGCGUCCCAAGUACAGCCAUCCGGGAGAUCUCCCUGCUAAAGGAGCUGAACCACCCCAACAUUGUCAAGUUGUUGGAUGUGAUCCACACUGAGAACAAGCUCUACCUGGUCUUUGAGUUCCUACACCAGGACCUCAAGAAGUUCAUGGAUUCGUCGUCUGCAAUCAGUGGCGUAGAGUUGCCCCUUACCAAGAGCUACCUGUUCCAGUUGCUGCAGGGACUAGCCUUCUGCCACUCUCACCGCGUGCUCCACCGAGACCUGAAGCCACAAAACCUCCUCAUCAACGCAGAGGGAGCGAUAAAACUGGCUGACUUUGGGCUCGCUCGUGCGUUUGGCGUGCCUGUGCGAACUUACACGCAUGAAGUGGUGACUCUCUGGUACCGAGCUCCAGAAAUUCUCCUUGGCUGCAAAUACUACUCAACGGCUGUGGACAUAUGGAGUCUGGGUUGCAUCUUUGCAGAGAUGAUAACCCACAGAGCCCUCUUCCCUGGGGACUCGGAAAUCGACCAGCUGUUCCGCAUCUUCCGCACCCUCGGCACGCCGGACGAGACUGUGUGGCCAGGUGUCACUUCUAUGCCCGACUACAAAUCCAGCUUUCCCAAGUGGGCCCGGCAGGACUUCAGUAAGGUAGUGCCACCUCUGGAUGAGGAGGGCAGGAAACUCCUAGCGCAAAUGCUGCAUUACGACCCCAACAAGAGGAUCUCGGCCAAGACCGCGCUCAACCAUCCCUUCUUCCGGGAUGUCACAAAAGCCGUGCCACACCUCCGCCUGUGAGAUGAGAGGAGAGUGGGGCCAUCAAACCUGUCCUCUGGCAAACUCAGCAGCCCGUCCCUUCUUGGAUUGCGCCAGGUGCCUGCACUUAGAAAAGACUUUUCUCAACCUCACCCUGAAUGGAAAACUGGAGGUCCAGCCCACACCUUUGGGGUUGUUUUAUAUUUACUCCUGGGUUUAUUUUAAAGUACUAGCUGAGUGUGAAGGGUGCCUCCAGACUGAUUUUCCAUGAGAAGAGAGGCAGAAGCCCCCAGAGCCAGCCACUGCAGGAAGUCUUAAUUGCUCAGGAGGCUACAUUGUCAUUCCUUUUUAAAAAAAAAAACAAAACCCCAGGAUUUCUGUCUCUUUUCCCUUGGUAACUUUUACAAAGCGUCUUCUGUACUGUCGUGACUCGCUCAAUUCCAACUUCCUCUGCAAAGGUCAGCUGUGCAUUUGCUUGAGCGGUCCUUGCUUCCAGCAGCCAGAGAUGGCGUCUUUCUGAUUCGGAUCAUGGGUAUUGGUUGCUGCUUUCAUGAUUAAGUCCUCCUGGUGCUGGCAGAGGUGCUGACCAUUUCCUUUCAGAUGGGAUCCUCAAUGAGGACUAUGCACUUAACUAUCCACUUUUCACAAGCAGCAAUAUUUCCUUUUGUUAAGGAGCUGAGCAAUGCCUGCAAUAUACGAACGUGAUAUUCCUCAUUGCACCAGCGAUAGCAGUCAAGAGUGUCUGGUAGCCUUUUCCUGAUGGACUGUGUUUUGUGAUGCUUGCUGGUUGAAGCCCACAAGAAGCUCUUGGAAAAAGAAGUUGGACUGUCAAAGCUCAUAAGGACAGCUUGCUAACCAGCCACAUGACCACUGUCUGUAUAUUCAUUGGGGGCAAUGGACAUUACCCUAUUCACUUUCCAAUAUUUUACUGUCUUGUCUCCUGUACGUGCCUUUCUGGUCUGUGGCAUUUUGUUACAAGCCUUUCCAUCUGUGUGGGUGAGUGGCCGAUUUAAUGAAUGAGGUGGGAAAUAUUGCAGAAGCUUUGCCCUUCUGUACUUAUCUGCAACGGGACUUUCAGUUCAUUGCUCUUUGGGCUCAAACUUAUUUUUGGUAAACUAGCAAAGCCCUCAGCUGGAAUGAAUCUGCCAAGUAGCUUUGUCUUCAAGCAGUGUGUUGUGUGAAAAUAGAUUGAUAACAAAAAUUGUGUGCGAGUGCUUGUUAAUUUUUUGAAGUUGAGGUGCAAGAAUAUUAAAGGGAUAAAAUUGCAGUUA